Molecule: messenger RNA, 2121 nt
Organism: Penicillium pulvis
Lineage: Eukaryota; Fungi; Ascomycota; Eurotiomycetes; Eurotiales; Aspergillaceae
Product: Zn(II)2Cys6 transcription factor
Exons: 3
Coding region: 1-2121 (706 amino acids)
Biological process (GO): positive regulation of transcription by RNA polymerase II
Cellular component (GO): nucleus
Molecular function (GO): zinc ion binding; transcription cis-regulatory region binding; DNA-binding transcription factor activity, RNA polymerase II-specific
Source: RefSeq, a predicted model, not a curated record
AUGGAGCAAUCAUCAUAUCAUCAGUCCCAGGCCGCCCUGGCCGGCUUUUUCGAUUCAAUGCAGCAGGAUUCAACCAUGUCCGCCUAUUCGCUAUUCGGCUCAGCUCAGUAUCCCGAAAACAUUGCGCUAUGGCACGAUCCCUCCGCCGCGCCGCCGGCCAUGACUGUGCCCGCGCCAUCAUACCCGAAGCAAUCGACCUUGCUCCAACCUCUCCCGGAUCCAAAGAAACACAAACGAACCCGGAGCGGUUGCUUCACCUGCCGCUCCCGUCGGAUCAAAUGCGAUGAGUCUCGCCCUGUCUGCGAGCGUUGCCGCAAGGGAAGUCGGGAUUGCGUCUACCCAUCCCCCACAUCCGGACCGUCCAAGGGUGGCGCCCGCUCAUCCACCAAAUCGCGUGGUACACGCCCUCCCUCGCAAGGAAGUGACUCAUCAGGUCGACUGGAAUUCGAUGAGAUCAGUCCUCUGGAGCCGAUCAUUGAUGAGGAAGAACCCGACAAUCCCGGGCUAGGUUCUCGGUCGCCCACCAGUCCCAGCACAUCUCGACCCGACCUACACAGAACGCAGAGUGCACAAUCACUUCGAAAACCAAGUUUGAAACAGGCCUCCGAGCCCGGGUCGUUCAAUAUGGACCCGGGCAGCUCCCCUUCUACCGAGUCCUCAUCACGCUUCGAGUCGGUGAGCGUGCGGUCGGCCAGCGUCUCUCAGUCCACGACAGAUAUGCUCAAUGCAGCCCGACUUCCAGACGAUUUGAGAUUCUACCUGAAUUUUCACCAGGAAUUUAUCACACCCGGUCAUUUUUUCUUGAGACAACCCAGCCGGGCUUUUAUUCAACACAACAUCAUCGAACUUGCCCUGCAAUAUAAGCCUUUGCUAUAUGCCCUUGUAGGCUUUGCUGCAUAUCAUCACACCUUGCAUAGCCCGGGAGGGAAGCUGUUUACAUUCCUCAAAUAUUACAAUAAAGCCCUUGUUCUCUUGCGGAAAUCACUUGGCUCUGGCGAGGAACAUAACGAGGCAACCUUGUGUACAGUUCUUGUCUUGACCACUUUUGAGGAAUACACUGGUGAUUGGGUUAACUUGAUCGAUCAUCACCAAGCCGCCCACGCAUUGAUGCGGGAACUGUUGACGCCGGACUCGUCCAAUCUAAACGAAUUACAUACAAACAUCUUUCUCUGGUACGCGCGCUUCGAUGUCGUUGCGGGGAUUCUGGCCGGCACAGAGGCGAUUCUCAGUCGAGAUUGGUACCUCGCCAAAGAACAGUUCGACGCAGAGCAAGCGGCUCUCGACCCCGAUGACGCACUCAAGCAGCUCUCGCUGGUCGCAUCGAUUAACCGCAGGUUUGGUUUAGACAUGGCUUCCCUAUAUGCCAAACUGUCUCGUGGCAUGAUUCCUUUCGAAGAUUUUGCCGUGCAGAACGAGCAGCUCGGGCAGACGAUUGAACGGGCAAAAAACAUUAUGAGAGCAUUCGACGACAGUGAAUACACCGUACGCUCGUAUCCGAAUAAAGUGCCAUUAACCGAAGAUGAUAUUGUGGAUCCCUUUGUGACAGGCCGGAUCCACGAAGGAGCCCUGUGGGAUGCGAAUUACAUCUGGAUUGACCUCCUCUCGACUGAACUGAUGUAUAAAUAUCAGACAAUGCUUGCAUUGAGACAGCCCCUACUGCCGGACCUAACAAAGUUGGCCUGGGAACAAGCCCAGUUGAUGGAAACCAUCGACCGAUGGCCAGAGAAAGAAAACGGGGCUUGCAUCGGGUUCAAGAACAGCAUAGGGCUCACGAGCAUGUUCCUCCCCAGAGACGUCAAAAAUCAGAUGUGGUGUCGGCGCAGGAUUGCCCAGAUGGAACAGACUGGGUACAUAAUGCAACCUAAAUUCCGCGAAGUCCUCUCCACCCUCUGGCAACUACCCGAGCUCAUGCACUGGUGGCUUCCCAACGACGAAGGCUACCCAGAUCUGAUCCGCGAAGUCCGUGCCAUGACCGAUGAUCGCCUAGAGCAGCCUCGCGAUGACUUCCGCUCUAAUGUACGCGACAUGAAAUCCAUGUUCUGGAAACUGAAUGUCAACGACGAGGGAGAUGAGCUGAGCCCUGGAAGCAGCCAUGAUAGCAGCCACGGUGGCUUCUCCUGA